Cylindrotheca closterium is the source of this 846-nucleotide messenger RNA. The record is from the annotation of a GenBank genome assembly. NCBI's taxonomy places the organism in Eukaryota, Bacillariophyta, Bacillariophyceae, Bacillariales, Bacillariaceae.
AUGGAGGAGACUACGUUUUUUAAUCGGUAUUGGGAUUUUGCUUUGGAGUUUACUAUUGGACCUACACCCUCUGGCCAAAAAUUGGCUGCGCGUCGCUCAGCAGCCAAGGGUCGAAAACGCAAUUGUGAUCUAGACCCAUCAACUGAAAGGAAAACCGCUCCCAUUGACCCUUGCUCUCCUUCGCGAGGGUUCUUUCCGGAAGCUACCCCAAAGCCAGUUCGCGACUCUGUUGCCCCCGAUAUGGAAGAUGCGAUAAUGCUGGACACCACGGGUCCAUCGGUCAAUAGCCCCACCAAUAAACCAGUCGGCGAGUUUGCUUAUUGGUUUGACAACGAUGGGUCAGAUUCCAAGAAGGCUGCUAUUUGGACCAAGUACCUCUCUGAAGAACUGAAAGCCCAUGAAGUGAAACAGAUGAAUUUGACUGGGCUUCCUCGCUCGAACGCCCAGUUCCUCUGCGCUACAAUCAACUAUGAAUGGGAUGGUGACACAUCUGAGGGUGGGUCUAUUGAAAAGUGUUUCACUGAAGAAAUGGUCUCGGUCCUGUCUAUGGCUAUGGACAACGCUGAGGGCGACUUGGUCAUUCUUCCGGCGAGCAAACUCGGUGUACCGGACAAAAAGUUGUGGCUGACCUCUAAGGAGAAGGUGGAGGAGCUCACCUACAAGAAGCUCAGGCCCUACAUUGACUGGUCCUGGAAUAAUAGAGCCCGAUUUGGCUACAACGCUAAGAAUCCCGGCUCCAAGACUCUUUGCACCCGCAUUUGCGUCGCCCACAAUUCUUCACUGGUCGACAUGGCCCGACUACUGGGUCAAUGUUUUGAGAUCACUGGCACGCAUGCUGCAAGUUAG